Emys orbicularis (European pond turtle) is the source of this 1779-nucleotide messenger RNA. RefSeq names its product solute carrier family 24 member 4 (gene SLC24A4). Gene Ontology annotation, cellular component: plasma membrane. Bases 1 to 1779 code for a protein of 592 amino acids. Gene Ontology annotation, molecular function: calcium, potassium:sodium antiporter activity; calcium channel activity. The transcript has 17 exons. NCBI's taxonomy places the organism in Eukaryota, Metazoa, Chordata, Testudines, Emydidae. Gene Ontology annotation, biological process: sensory perception of smell; calcium ion transmembrane transport; intracellular calcium ion homeostasis. The record is from RefSeq and is a predicted model, not a curated record.
AUGGGGCUGGAAGUGCCGCCCCUCGCCGCCCCCCAGACCAUGCUCUUCAAGCUGAGGAAAGUUCGCAAGCGGCGAGAGAUGCUGCUGCCGCAGCUGGGCUUCAUCUGCGCCAUCCUCUUCUUCGUGUGGUGCAUGUCCAGCCUGCUCUCCAAACUAGGACAAGAAUCUGCUAUUACAGACAAAAAUGUUUUGUCAGAAAUAUGGAGGAAUAGAAGAUUGAUGGCCUCACAUAAUGUGACACAUGAAGAAAAGAACUGUACAGAGCCAGCAAUUAAUGAAUUUCCUGAAGAUGUAUUUACAAAUAAGGAUCGGCAGGAGGGAGCAGUACUGUUUCAUAUUAUUGGUGCUCUUUAUAUGUUCUAUGCCUUGGCUAUAGUAUGCGAUGACUUCUUUGUUCCCUCGUUAGAGAAAAUUUGUGAGAAAUUACACUUGAGUGAAGAUGUUGCUGGAGCCACUUUCAUGGCUGCAGGAAGCUCGACCCCAGAGUUAUUUGCAUCUGUAAUAGGUGUAUUUAUCACUCAUGGUGAUGUAGGAGUUGGGACCAUUGUUGGGUCAGCAGUUUUCAACAUCCUUUGCAUUAUUGGCGUCUGUGGGAUAUUUGCGGGACAGGUGGUUCGUCUCACCUGGUGGUCUGUGUUUAGGGACUCAGUGUACUAUACGCUUUCUGUGAUUCUUCUUAUCAUUUUCAUAUAUGAUGAGCAAAUAGUAUGGUGGGAGAGCCUUAUACUCAUCGUUAUGUAUUUCUUCUACAUACUUAUCAUGAAGUACAAUGUGAAGAUGCAAAAGUUGUUUACCAUCAAAAGCAUGAACGUUGGGAAUGGCAACACAGUCAGCAAUGAGCUGGAAGAUGUGAAGGGAAAGCAGCAAUAUGGCAAAAACCCGGUGGUGAUGGUGGAUGAGAUCAUCUGCUCCAGUCCCCCGAAAUUCCGCUUCCCUGAAGCUGGUUUACGAAUAAUGAUUACAAAUAAAUUUGGACCCAGAACCAGACUGCGGAUGGCAAGCAGGCUCAUUAUUAACGAGCGUCAGCGACUGAUCCACUCUGCCAAUGGCACGAGCAAAACGCUUCAAAAUGGGAAACAUGAAAAUAUUGAAAAUGGGAACAUCAUUGUGGAAAAUCAAGAGGAGGAGAAUGAACAUGAAAACGCGUCUCCCUUUUCAGCACCAGAUGGAAAAAUGAACAAAGUCAAAUGGAUUUUCACGUGGCCAUUGCUAUUCCUGCUCUUUUGUACCAUUCCAAACUGCAGCAAACCACGUUGGGAGAACUUUUUUAUGCUGACAUUCAUUUUAUCCACUUUGUGGAUUGCUUUGUUCUCCUAUUUUAUGGUGUGGAUGGUUACUAUAAUUGGAUACACUCUGGGGAUCCCUGAUGUUAUCAUGGGCAUUACUUUCCUAGCUGCAGGAACGAGUGUACCAGACUGCAUGGCCAGCUUAAUCGUAGCAAGACAAGGUCUUGGUGAUAUGGCAGUAUCCAAUACAAUAGGGAGCAAUGUAUUUGACAUUUUAGUAGGCCUUGGAGUACCAUGGGGCAUGCAAACUAUGUUGAUUGAUUAUGGAUCAGUGGUUAAGAUAAAUAGCAAGGGACUGGUCUAUUCGGUUGUGCUUCUGCUGGGGUCUGUAGCUCUUACUGUGGGUGGAAUCCAUGUAAAUAAAUGGAAACUUGACAAGAAACUAGGCUUCUACGUGCUGUUUCUUUAUGCCAUUUUCCUGUGUUUCUCUGUAUUGAUAGAGUUUAAUGUCUUCACCUUUGUCAACUUUCCAAUGUGCCGAGAAGAUCUUUAA